AUGAUAAAAAAAAACCCGUACUUCGAUUGUUCAGACUCCGAUGCCAGCGAUGACCUCCGAUAUACUAGCUUGAAAGACAUUCUUCUGAAUUCCCCGUCGUACAGCGGCGUAAAUGAUUUCAACGAAUUCAAUUCGUCAAAUAUUUCGAUCAGAAACGAGCUGGUGAAAAGAGCGGCCUCGGCCUACCUUCAAUCGGCCGCGAUUUUGGUCAGCCGGAAUGAAAGCGGUUUCGUCGGAUUCUGGGAGAGGCUUAGGAUCAAACUCGCCGCCCUCCGUUCCCGUUGGUGUGAUUGUUUUCACCGUAUUUUUGGCUUCUUUAGUUUUGCCUUAGACUAAGAACAUCAUUAGACCCCUUCCUCUAUUUUUUUUUUUCUUCUAAUUUUGUUUCGAAUUUUGUUUUCUCAUUUUAAUCCUUUUCCUCCUAAAGUA
This is a messenger RNA of Cucumis sativus (cucumber), 429 nucleotides long. RefSeq lists its product as uncharacterized. The record is from RefSeq and is a predicted model, not a curated record. The transcript is spliced from 2 exons. Bases 1 to 336 code for a protein of 111 amino acids. NCBI's taxonomy places the organism in Eukaryota, Viridiplantae, Streptophyta, Magnoliopsida, Cucurbitales, Cucurbitaceae.